Messenger RNA from Pseudogymnoascus destructans, 1096 nucleotides. RefSeq lists its product as uncharacterized. The transcript is spliced from 4 exons. Gene Ontology annotation, cellular component: cytoplasm; membrane. NCBI's taxonomy places the organism in Eukaryota, Fungi, Ascomycota, Leotiomycetes, Thelebolales, Thelebolaceae. The record is from RefSeq and is a predicted model, not a curated record. The coding region runs from base 84 to 923 and encodes 279 amino acids.
ACGUCAUAGAUAGGCGUCGAUCAUGACAUCGGAUCCGCCUUCGAUACCUCAACCUUCAACUCCUCAUUCCCAAGGUCGCAGCCAUGGUGUUCGAUAUACAGAGGCGAAAGUUACUACGAUACCUAAACACCACAUAUACCUACUGGAAUACUCCGCUUCUCCAUGCUAUAAUCGCCUUUAUAGAACUUGCAAUCAUGUCGAGGCUCGUAGCCAAAUUCCACGGCUACUAUGCCGAACAUCCAAUCCUUACGAUGAUGGCGUCAAACGCCGUCCUCAGUGGCAUCGCCGACACAGUUGCCCAAAGCAUAACUGAAAUCCGCGAACGCGCCCUCCGAAAACCCGGCGGCCCAAAUAACAUAGACGACCCAUUUGCAGUCGAGAUCCACGAGCUUGACAAGAGAAACCCUUUCCACGUGGAGGACCUCAUUCCAGAAUCCAAGAUCCUUCCUCCGCCAUUCGACUUCGAGCGGCUGUCUAGAUUUGUGGGAUACGGCUGUAUGAUUGCCCCGGUGCAGUUCAAGUGGUUCCAGUUCCUGAGCAAGUCGUUCCCGAUUACGAAGGGAAGUGCGCUCGGACCGGCAAUGAAGAGGGUUGCGUUUGAUCAGCUGAUAUUCGCGCCGUUUGGCCUCUGUCUCUUCUUCACGGCUAUGACGGUUGCUGAAGGAGGGAAAAUGAAGCAGGUCGUGCAUAAACUACAAGAUAUGUUUGUGCCGACGCUGAAGGCUAACUAUGUCCUCUGGCCGGCGGUUCAGAUAUUGAACUUCCGCGUAAUUCCAAUCCAUUUCCAGUUGCCAUUCGUAUCUACUAUCGGAAUCGCGUGGACAGCAUACUUGUCACUUACGAAUGCGGCGGAGGACGUGAAGGAGGCCGGAUCUCCAGUAACACCUCAGAGGGCGCAACUGCGGAGGGAAUAUUCCGAUUAGGGGCGUGAUGAAGUGUUGUAUUUGUACAUGUUUCAUACUUGACACGCUCAUAUCAACUGUCAUAGGGUAGAUGGGCAUGGAUUCAUGGAUUAUAUUUAAGGACAUACGGUUCUUGGUCAAAGGGGGCGUCGUGGUCGAAAAGGCGGAGCAUCUAGAUCAUAUUCUUGGGCGUU